This is a messenger RNA of Klebsormidium nitens, 2848 nucleotides long. NCBI's taxonomy places the organism in Eukaryota, Viridiplantae, Streptophyta, Klebsormidiophyceae, Klebsormidiales, Klebsormidiaceae. The record is from the annotation of a GenBank genome assembly.
UUCAAAUGCCCUUCAUUAAAAUCUCUUGUUCUGGAACUUGGAAGAUUUGUCUGGGUGAUCACCAAAGUGGUGCAGGCAAUACUUUCUGCCGCUUGGAUAGCAGACGAGGCCGCCAUGGGCAGCAUGGCUUCUCUCUCUGCUCAGCGGCCGGCCCUGCAAUCAGUCUUGAGGAAGUGCCAUCAAAGUGCUAGCUGGGCCACACAAUGUGAAGUAAGUCUACAAUGCCGUGGCAUCGUCCAAGCCCUUCCAAACUUAGUUGGCUCCAGGCACAAACGUCUCAGCAAAUGCAACCUUCCAUCAGCUUCCAAUCUCGGGCCCCAAAUGCACCGGUCCUUUUUAAGUGGUUGUUCUCAGGCUUUGCGUUCGAUUCGUCACAAUGAAGCCCCCCAGAAACUAGGGAGACAACAAAUCAGAGCAGCGGCCGUUGCAGAAACACAACAAUUGGAGACCGCUGAUGCAUCAGGAGAUGCAGACCCGCUGCCAUUGGCUGAGGGCCUGGUUUGGACGAACCGGACGCACGCGUGCGGACAGCUCACAAAAGCGGACGUGGGGAAGAGCGUGAGGCUCUGUGGGUGGGUGGCACAGCAGAGGAGUCAUGGGGGGGUGGCAUUUGUGAACCUAAGGGAUCACACAGGGAUCAUCCAGAUAGUGUCAAACCCGACACGCUUUGCUGCGGUUCACCUGGCCGCCGAGAGGGUGCGACUAGAGUACGUGGUCGUUGUGGAGGGCACAGUGCAGCCGCGACCGGACGAAAUGGUCAAUCCAAACAUGCCAACGGGGGAGGUCGAGGUCGUAGCGGAGAGCCUGCAGCUGCUGAAUCCGGUGAGGGGAGCGCUGCCGCUGCAAGUGAUGGUCGCUGAGGAACAGGAGGAAGCGCGAGAGGAGACGAGGCUCAGGUACCGCCACCUGGACCUCCGGCGGCCGCAGAUGAGCGCGAACCUGCGCAUGCGCCACGCCGUUGUCAAGUGCAUGCGGCGUUUCCUGGAGGACGACCACAACUUUAUCGAGAUCGAGACGCCCAUUCUGACGCGAUCGACGCCCGAAGGCGCGCGGGACUACCUCGUGCCCAGCCGCGUACAGCCGGGCGAGUUUUACGCCCUGCCCCAAAGCCCCCAACUCUUCAAGCAGAUGCUCAUGGUCUCCGGCUUCGACCGGUACUACCAGAUUGCAAGGUGUUUCCGGGACGAGAGUUUGCGGUCCGACCGGCAACCCGAGUUUACGCAAGUGGAUAUGGAGAUGUCGUUCAUGACGCAGGAGGACAUUCUACAGCUCAACGAGGACCUGAUCCGCAAAGUGUUCAAGGAAAUUCGGGGGGUGGACUUGCCGAGGCCGUUCCCGCGGCUGACGUAUGCUGACGCCAUGGCGCGCUUCGGGAGCGACAAACCGGACCUCCGAUUCGGGAUGGAGAUUAAGGACAUGUCGGAUCUAGUUGCGGACUCGAGCUUCAAGGUGUUCUCUGGAGCAAUAGCGAGUGGCGGGGCUGUCAGGGCGAUCGUUGUGACUGGGGGCGCGGAGUCCAUCUCAAAACAGCGGCUGAAAAAGGGCGACGUUCUGGAGCAAGCCGUGAGCGCGGGAGCGCAGGGGCUGGCGUACAUCCGGGUGCUCAAGGAUGGUGAACUCGACACCAUUCCGGCUGUUGCGUCCAGUCUCUCGGGAGAGGGCCAAGCCGCGCUUCUCGAGCGGUGCGGCGCGGGACCCAACGACCUCAUCCUCUUCGCGGCGGGGCCUCAACCGUUGGUGGCGCGCGUGUUGGAUCGGUUGCGGAAUUACUUGGGAGACAAGCUGGGCCUCAUAGUCAAGAACGCACAUGCAAUCCUCUGGAUCACCGAGUUCCCGCUGUUCGAGUUCAACGAGGAGGAGCAACGGCUGGAAGCGCUGCACCACCCGUUCACGGCGCCGCAUCCGGACGAUAUGGACGAUCUGCGGAACGGACGGGCGCUCGCAUACGAUAUGGUCUACAACGGGACGGAGAUCGGCGGCGGCAGUCUGCGCAUCUACCGGCGGGAGUUCCAAGAGAAGAUGUUUGAGCUCAUUGGCCUUUCUCCAGAGCAGGCGGAGGAAAAGUUCGGGUACCUUUUAGAAGCUUUUGACUGCGGCGCCCCACCUCACGGUGGCAUCGCUUAUGGUCUCGACCGACUAGUUAUGCUGCUGGCACAGGAGUCCAGUAUACGAGACGUAAUCGCCUUUCCGAAAACCACACAAGCAGUAGACCUUCUUACUCGGGCUCCUUCGAGCGUGGAUCCAAAGCAAUUAGAGGAACUAUCUAUCAAGGUCGUAAGUUGAGAUGGUAUUCAAGAAAUCGUGCCGCCGUCUCAGUGCUGCACGUGAUUGAAUUCUAUGGCCAAAGGACACUUAUAAGCAAGUCAAGAGUCCGGUUUGAACACAACCGGACAGACACUUCUCGGUGAUACCGCACGGACAGACCGGGGCCCUUGAAGUACAUCGAAGCAGGUUCCCGUUCGUGCAGUCGAUCGAAUCGUUCAGCAGUGUGCGGUCGAACGAGACAGACAAGAUACAUGAACUUGGAUCCGUCAAAGUGUCGAGCUUGACGGUGCGGAUUGCUUUCAAUACUUCAAACCGUGAUUAGCUCUAAAGCAGAGCUAUAGUACUUUGAAAUUGAGCGCUUCUCCACAGUCACAAAUACUCGAUGUGAUUGCAGGUGGAGCCUCGAGUCGAGAUGGCCUGGAAUAGCUAGUCUACAAAAUCACCUUAUGUCAACGGCGGCAGCUUCAUAGUUGAUCGAUCGAGGGCUUUGGACAAUGGAAAGCUUGCCGUGCUGAACUUACUAGUGUGCUUUGAUAGCCGACUACUCAGCUUCAUGUAUGACCAUAGCUGCUGCGUCCGGUUG